This is a messenger RNA of Daucus carota subsp. sativus, 834 nucleotides long. RefSeq names its product nuclear transcription factor Y subunit B-3-like. Gene Ontology annotation, molecular function: DNA-binding transcription activator activity, RNA polymerase II-specific; RNA polymerase II cis-regulatory region sequence-specific DNA binding; protein heterodimerization activity. Bases 103 to 687 code for a protein of 194 amino acids. The transcript has a single exon. The record is from RefSeq and is a predicted model, not a curated record. Gene Ontology annotation, cellular component: CCAAT-binding factor complex; nucleus. Gene Ontology annotation, biological process: regulation of transcription by RNA polymerase II. Lineage: Eukaryota; Viridiplantae; Streptophyta; Magnoliopsida; Apiales; Apiaceae.
CUCCCAAACCCCAAACUCACACACAAUCCAUCCCCAUCUCCUCCCCUCAAAACGCAGACGCAUAUUACACAAUACAUAUAAUACGAUUCUUCCCGCCAAAUUAUGGCAGACUCGGACAACGAAUCGGGCGGCCACAACGGCGGCGAGUUGUCGGCGCGUGAGCAGGACAGGUUCCUCCCGAUCGCCAACGUCAGCAGGAUCAUGAAGAAGGCGUUGCCGGCGAACGCGAAGAUAUCGAAGGACGCGAAGGAGACGGUGCAGGAGUGUGUGUCGGAGUUCAUCAGCUUCGUGACCGGAGAGGCGUCGGACAAGUGUCAGAGAGAGAAGAGGAAGACGAUCAACGGCGACGAUUUGCUGUGGGCGAUGACGACGCUAGGGUUCGAGGAGUACGUGGAGCCUCUCAAAGUUUAUCUCGCCAAGUAUAGAGAGAUGGAGGGAGAGAGAACCGGUGGGGGAGGGAGAGAUGAGGGUGGGGGUGGGGGUGGUGGGGUCCAGAGCUGGGCCCACCAGGGCGGCGGCGGCGGUGGUGGUGCGGGGCAGUAUCAGCAGUAUAAUGGUGGUGGGGGGAAUAGUAAUCAGGGACAGGUGUAUGGUUCAGGAGGGUAUCAUCAGAUGGGGAUGGGAGUGGGCGGCGGUGGUGGUGGAGGGAUUGGCGGUGGUGGUGGGUCCGGCGGGAGACAAAGGUAGGGCCCGCUCUCAAAGUGACGAGUGUUCAAGUAGUGGUGUAUGAGUAGUGUUACAAAGUGUGUGUUGUACUUGUACUAGGCAUUUUCUUUUAUUCUUUUUCUCCCACCUCUUGCUUUUGUAUUUAUAAAUACUCGUAUUUUAAUUCAA